AUGUCUCGUGCUCCAAAGCGUCAGCGCUACACACUUGAGGAAGACAUUCAGGCCCAAACUGAGGCACGGGGCCUGGUGGGUGCACAGGUUCCAGCAGCUGAGGAGGAGGAGGAGUCCUCAUCUUCCUCUUCCUCCUUCAGCUUGUCCUCCUCCUCCUCAUCUUCUCCUCUGAACGUGGGCACCCAGGAUGAGGAAGAGGUGCCUGCUGCUGUGACACCAACUACUCAUCAGAGUCCUCAGAGAUCCUUCUCCUUCUCCACUUCAUUGAGCACCUCACAUGAGGACUCCAGCAGCGCGGAAGAGGAGGAAAGUCCAAGCACUGCUCAGACCUCGGUAGGCACGGAGUCCUCGCCCAGAGAUCCGCUAGAAGAGAAGGUGACUGAUUUAGUGGAGUUCCUGCUCCUCAAGUAUCAAAUGAGACAGCCCAUCACAAAGGCGGAAAUGCUGAACACUGUGAUCAAAAGGUACAAGAAUCAAUUCACUGUGAUCUUCGAGAGGGCUUGUAAGUGCAUGGAGGUGGUUUUUGGUGUUGAUGUGAAAGAGGUGGAUCCUACCAUCCACUCCUAUGCCCUUGUCAACUCACUGGAUCUCACCUAUGGUACGAUGCUGAUUGAUGAGCAGAGCAUGCCCAAAAAUGGCCUCCUGAUAAUUAUUCUGGGUAUGAUCUUCCUGGAGGGCAACUGUAGCUCUGAGGAGGAGAUGUGGGAAUUCCUUAAUAUGAUGGGAGUGUAUGCUGGGAGGGAGCAUUUUAUCUAUGGGGAGCCCAGGCAGCUCAUCACCAGAGACUGGGUGCAGGAGAAUUACCUGGAGUACCGGCAGGUGCCCAAUAGUGAUCCUGCCCGCUAUGAAUUCCUGUGGGGUCCAAGAGCCCAUGCAGAAACCAACAAAAUAAAAGUUCUAGAAUUUUUGGCCAAGAUCAAUGGGACUGAACUCAGUUCCUUCUCGCCCUGGUAUGAGGAGGCUUUGAAAGAUGAGGAAGAGAGAGCUCAAGCCAGAAUUGCCCCCCUGGAUAGUACUACUGCUAUGUGUGUUGCACAGCAUUGUCCAGCAGCCUCUCCUGCCCCAAAUAAAGACUGA
Molecule: messenger RNA, 1077 nt
Organism: Trichechus manatus latirostris (Florida manatee)
Lineage: Eukaryota; Metazoa; Chordata; Mammalia; Sirenia; Trichechidae
Product: melanoma-associated antigen 10-like
Exons: 2
Coding region: 1-1077 (358 amino acids)
Biological process (GO): negative regulation of transcription by RNA polymerase II
Cellular component (GO): nucleus
Source: RefSeq, a predicted model, not a curated record